UGUUUCUGCUGCUGUCGACAGAUUCCUGAAUCUGGAUCAGACCACGUCCUGUUUCUAGUUCUGCUGCUUCUGUGACGGAGUGAGGACAUGAGGACAUGAGAACAUGCGGACAUGAGGCCAUUCAGGUGUGUGGUCUGAGCUGAGUCCACAUUAGGUCCAGCAGGACGGUGUCGUUCAGGAUGUCUGGUAAUUGGUCCAUCCUGAGAUUGUCAUCAAUGGCUCCACCCAGCAGUGGAAUAGCUCCACCCCCUCCCAACACCUCGCAGUAUACCCCGCUCUCAGACUGGGAGGCUCCCACUUUCACUCUGGCUGCUCAGUUCCGUGUCGGCGCCACCUUGCUCCUCUUCCUGUUUGCAGCCUGCAGUAAUCUGGCCCUAUUGGCCAGCGUGUGGUGUGGGCGGGGCCGGCGGCUGGCGUCUCAUUUGCGGCCUCUGAUGCUAAGCCUGGCAUCGGCUGACCUGAUGAUGACGUUUGUGGUGAUGCCUCUGGAUGCAGCAUGGAAUGUGACGGUGCAGUGGUUCGGAGGAGACGCGCUCUGUAAACUGCUCUGCUUCCUGAAGCUGUUUGCCAUGUAUAGCUCCGCCUUCAUCCUGGUGGUCAUCAGCCUGGACCGCCAGCACGCCAUCCUGCACCCGCUGGAUGCUCUGAGUGCUCGCCACAGGAACCGACGCAUGCUCCUGCUGGCCUGGAGCCUCAGUCUGCUGCUGGCAUCACCGCAGCUGUUUGUCUUCAGGACUGUCUCUGUGGACGAUGUGGACUUCACUCAGUGUGCGUCUCACGGCAGUUUUGGCCGUCGCUGGCAGGAAACUCUUUAUAACAUGUUUCACUUCACGUCUCUGUACGUGCUCCCCCUGCUGGUGAUGAGCUGCUGCUACAGUCGGAUCUUGCUGCACAUUCACCGUCAGCACCUGAGGGAGACAGCUGGGGAGUCGUACCUGCGACGCAGCGGCACCGACAUCAUCCCGAAGGCUCGGAUGAAGACUUUGAAAAUGACGGUGGUCAUCGUGCUGUCAUUCAUUGUGUGCUGGACGCCGUAUUACCUGCUGGGGAUCUGGUACUGGUUCCAGCCCGACAUGCUGCGUGUCACGCCCGAGUACGUUCACCACGCCCUCUUCCUGUUUGGGAACCUGAACACCUGCUGUGACCCCGUCAUCUACGGCUUCUACACGCCGUCCUUCAGAGCCGACCUCGCUGCCUGCUGCCGCCACCACCGCCGCCGCACGACCAGCAGCGUCCACGCCUCGCCACCGCGUCCACACCGCCAGAGAGGGUCAGAGUCUGAGCCGGCCCCCAACAACCAGACCGGACACUGACCGACCAGAGGACACUGACCGACCAGAGGACAGGAAACAGUUCAGAGGACAGGACAUAGAUCAGAAGACAGGACACAGAUCAGAGAUCAUUUGAUUCUUCUCUAUCUACAGAUUCCUCUGCUGUGAUUGGCUGUGACUCUGUGAUCAAUAAUGUUAUUAAUGAAUGAAUGAAGAGUGGAGACAGUUUCUACUCAGUUUAUUUGGUUUCAUGUGUCGACAAAAUCACCUUCAACAUCACAGAUAUGAAAAAGACUGAAGUUCACUUCCUGUUUCACUUCCUGUUUCACUUCCUGUUUCAUUUCCUGUUUCACUUCCUGUUCUCUUUAAAGCUUUGAUGUGUUUUUGAGACACUCCUAUAAAUGCUAUGAGAAAAAUUAAAGCGUCACUUAUGUCA
Messenger RNA from Solea senegalensis (Senegalese sole), 1707 nucleotides. Its product is annotated as gonadotropin-releasing hormone II receptor-like. NCBI's taxonomy places the organism in Eukaryota, Metazoa, Chordata, Actinopteri, Pleuronectiformes, Soleidae. The coding region runs from base 180 to 1313 and encodes 377 amino acids. Gene Ontology annotation, molecular function: gonadotropin-releasing hormone receptor activity; peptide binding. The record is from RefSeq and is a predicted model, not a curated record. Gene Ontology annotation, biological process: G protein-coupled receptor signaling pathway. The transcript is spliced from 4 exons. Gene Ontology annotation, cellular component: membrane.